AGAGAGAGAGAGAGAGAAAGGGGGGGGAGGGGACAAAUACAUAUUUAUUUACACACUUUUGCAAUGAUUAAUUUAAGCCUGUUGCAUCAAUGCAAAUAAAUUUUAGUAUAACUUACUUUUUUCUAAAUCUAAGAAUUAAAACAAGAUAGUGAGUUUUAAAUCGGGAUUAAAAUUAAUCUACAUUAGUGCAAACAGAUUUCAGAUUAUUAUGCGAAUCAGAAGAAUAUUUUUAUUUUCUAUUACAAUUUUGCAACACAAAAAAAAUUUUAGGGGAAUAAUUUUAAAUAAAAGAUGUCUUUUUAGAUAGUCGAGUUCUACACGACAGAUUUAACAGUAGAUUUUGUACUUGAAUGUCUGCCUAUUAUUAUUCCUAAUCUCGGUGCAAUAGGGCAAUUCGUAAUGCGUAUAGCAAUCAACGACAAACUAAAGGGUUUAUUGGAACAAAUUAAAAUCGACUGGAAAUGCGCGAGAUCUCAAGAUGAGAUUAACAUUAUGCAAACAAAUGCGACAAACGGGAAGAAAGCGACGAAAAUGUUUUUGGUUUACAUGUUCUUAGGUAUAAGUAUGUAUAUGCUUACCACGUUAACCCCUCAAAUUCUGGAUUUAUUUAUGCCGCUGAACGAAUCUCGUCCGAGGGAGCAUCCGUUCCAUGCCGAAUUUUUCCUCAAUGAUGAAAGAGAUUUUUAUAUUAUCAGAUGUAUAAUGUAUUUUGGUAUCCUGUUCAUAUUGGGAGUGAUUAUUGCCAAUAACACUAUAUUUGUUAUUUAUACGCAGCAUGCAAGUGGAAUGUUUACUAUACUGGGACAUCGUGCAGAGCAGUUAUUCAACGACAAACGAGAGUUAUCCAAGAGCCGAUUUAACUGGGAAAAAGAUUAUAAAAAUAUUGCUAUUUUUGUCGAAGAUCAUCGCAACAUUUUACAGUUUGUGGAUAUUAUUCAAUCGUGUUACGGUAUGAACAUCUUUCUUGAAUUUUUCGGUUUAUUGCUCUUGUUAGGCACCACAAUGGUACAAGUAAUUAAAUUCAAUCAAUUAAAAAUGUCGGACCGAAUUAGAUCCAUAUUGUACAUCUGUGGACAAAUAAUUUACAUGUUCAUGUAUAGUUAUAUGGGCCAACAAUUAAUUGACAAGAGUACACAACUGUCCAUGAAAAUAUAUUCUUCAAGAUGGCACAGUACAGUUGUAUGGAAACAAAAGAUGAUGAUAUUUAUUAUGUUAAAAUGUAUGCAUACGAUUACCAUUAACGCGUACAAUAUUUUUAUUCUAAGUUUAGAGAGUUUUUCGGCGGUAAGCAAAAAAGAAAUUAAUAUUAAAUUAACCCUUUGUUGCACAGUAUGACAUAUAUGUCACACCUUUUUGUACAUCGUUUUAUGUCUUCUAAAUUUUAGUUUUAGGGUUUCUUGUUAUGAAAUAAAUCAAUUCUAGGUUCAUAUGUUACUUUAUGGAUAAGUCAAGCUUUGUAACAAUUAUAUUGCAUUAAUUAUUUGUUAUGAACAAAUAAAGCGGAAAAAAUACUUUUUUUUAUAAAAAAUAGUUUUUGAAGAAAUUUGAUUAUAAACACAUGUAAAAAAAUAUGUAUUUUUGUUUUUUGGGUCGCUGAUUACAAAUUUGUUAUCAGUUUUUCAAAAUUCAAAAUAGCGGAUCCAAUAUGACAGGCAAUAUACCUAAAAGUUUACAAUUUUAACAAAUAAAAAUGCUAUCGUAUUCUAAAUUUUUAGUGAAAAAUGUUUUUGUAAUUUUUUGAUUGGACGCAUACUUUUCAAGAAAAAAAUCCAUAAAUAUUGGAAAAUUUUAGAUAUCAAAAUAUUCAUAAAUUUUUUAAAACCUAAAAGCAGAUUCGAAAUAUUAGCGACCCAAAAGCAUAAAAUUAGAGACUUUGCAGAAUUUUAUAAUUUUUUUUGUUUUUUAGUCCGUCAUAUUGGAUCAAUCUUUUGAAUUUCGAAAAAUUGAUAGCAGAUUUAUAAUCAGCGAUCUCGAAAAUCCCUUAUAGCCAUAACAGCACAAAUAGUGUUGUACAAAAAUUUGUGCAACAAAGGGUUAAAAUCGUAAUGUUUCUUCUUCUACUAUGAAUAUCGAUUCUGUUUCAAGAUCUUGCAGUCGGCCAUGUCAUUUUGUAUGGUGCUGAGACGCUUCUAAAACACUGUAUUUAAGAACAAUUUGAGAAAUGAUGUUUUUGGGUAGUCAGACCGUAUGAAAUUAUCGUGAAAUACAUUUUUGUGCCCCUUAGAUAUCGCUUCUGUGUUUUCACUUUAUAAUCAAUUAUGUAUACGUGAAAACUAUCGUCGACAUUCAGAAACCAACCUUUUUUCUGCUGUACAUAAUCAUAUAUAUUUUCGCUAUCGCAAAGACCGCCAGUAAAAUAUUUCACCUCACAUCUUCAUUUCUGGUAAUUCCAAAUAGAUUGUAAUAUUAUUGCGCGUUUCUCCUAGGACACAAGAUUUCUCACAAAAGUAUAUUACAUUUUAAAAUAUUUAUAAAUGCGUAAUUUAAUACGUGUCAUAAAUGCACACAAGCCAGUGCCAAGACUGCCGUGAAAUCAAAAAAAAAAAAAAAA
Monomorium pharaonis (pharaoh ant) is the source of this 2551-nucleotide messenger RNA. RefSeq names its product odorant receptor 7a. Gene Ontology annotation, molecular function: odorant binding; olfactory receptor activity. Gene Ontology annotation, cellular component: plasma membrane. The record is from RefSeq and is a predicted model, not a curated record. NCBI's taxonomy places the organism in Eukaryota, Metazoa, Arthropoda, Insecta, Hymenoptera, Formicidae. The transcript has 7 exons. Bases 400 to 1335 code for a protein of 311 amino acids. Gene Ontology annotation, biological process: sensory perception of smell; detection of chemical stimulus involved in sensory perception of smell.